AUGGGGAAGCAAGCUGAAGCAGAAAUCAUUUUUGUUGCUUAUCCAGCCCCUGGUCAUCUUCUUGUCUCCAUUGAAUUCGCUAAAUCUCUCAUCAAACGUGAAAAACUCAUCCACACCAUCACCAUCCUCCACUGGGCAUUACCUCUCUCUCCUCAAGCAGACCUCUUCGCCAAGUCUCUCAUCGCUUCAGAGCCUCGAGUCCGUCUCUUUGCUUUGCCUGAAAUCCAAAACCCUCCGCCACUGGAGCUCUUCUUCAGAGCCGCUGAGGCUUACAUUCUAGACUUUGCCAAGAAAACAGUUCCUUUCGUCAGAGACGCUCUCUCCACUCUGGUUCCUUCUCGUGAUGGAUCCGAUUCGGUUCGGGUCGCCGGUUUGGUUCUCGAUUUCUUCUGCGCUCCCUUGAUUGCAGUGGGAAACGAGUUCAACCUUCCUUCUUACAUUUUCCUGACGUCUAACGCUGGUUUUUUGAGUAUGUUGAAGUAUCUCCCCGAGAGACAUCGCAGAAUCGCCUCCGAGCUCGACCUGAGCUCCGACGACGAGGGACAUCCGAUUCCAGGUUACGUCUGCUCCGUGCCGACGAAGGUCAUGCCUCCGGGUCAAUUCGUGAGAGAGUCCUACGAGGCCUGGAUCGAGAUUGCGGAGAUGUUCCCGGCAGCCAAGGGCAUUUUGGUAAACUCAUUCACAUGUCUUGAGCAGAACGCAUUUGAUUACUUCGCUCGUCGUCCUCAGCACUAUCCUCCGGUUUACCCGGUCGGACCGGUUCUUAGUUUAGAGGAUCGUCCGUCUCCGGAUCUGGACCCAUCAGAUCGGGACCGAAUCAUGAGGUGGCUCGAGGAGCAGCCGGAGUCGUCGGUUGUGUACCUCUGCUUCGGGAGCCUCGGAAUCCACGGAGCACCACAGAUUAGGGAGAUGGCUCGAGCGUUAGAUCUCUCCGGUCACAAGUUUCUCUGGUCGAUUCGAACAAAUCCGACGGAGAAAGCGAGUCCGUACGAUCUAUUGCCGGAGGGGUUUCUAGAUCGGACGGCGAGUAAGGGAUUGGUGUGCGGUUGGGCCCCACAGGUGGAAGUGUUGGCUCAUAAGGCAAUCGGAGGGUUUGUGUCUCACUGCGGUUGGAACUCGGUACUGGAGAGCUUGUGGUUCGGCGUUCCGAUAGCCACGUGGCCAAUGUACGCUGAGCAACAGCUAAACGCGUUCACGAUGGUGAAGGAGUUAGGUUUAGCCGUGGAGCUGCGUUUGGAUUACGUCUCGGCGAACGGAGAGAUAGUGAAAGCUGAGGAGAUCGCGGGAGCCAUACGAUCACUGAUGGACGGUGAGGAUACGCCGAGGAAAAGAGUGAAGGAGAUGGCGGAGGCGGCGAGGAUGGCUUUGAUGGACGGAGGAUCUUCGUUUCUUGCGGUUAAACGAUUCGUUGACGAGUUGAUCGGCCCGAAUUCUUUAGUUCUGUUGUAA
This is a messenger RNA of Thlaspi arvense, 1449 nucleotides long. The record is from the annotation of a GenBank genome assembly. NCBI's taxonomy places the organism in Eukaryota, Viridiplantae, Streptophyta, Magnoliopsida, Brassicales, Brassicaceae.